This is a messenger RNA of Salarias fasciatus (jewelled blenny), 2599 nucleotides long. RefSeq names its product leucine-rich repeat and fibronectin type III domain-containing protein 1-like protein. NCBI's taxonomy places the organism in Eukaryota, Metazoa, Chordata, Actinopteri, Blenniiformes, Blenniidae. The transcript has 10 exons. Bases 238 to 2274 code for a protein of 678 amino acids. Gene Ontology annotation, molecular function: protein binding. The record is from RefSeq and is a predicted model, not a curated record.
CAUUUUAGGAGGGGAUUAUUCGACAGAGCGUUUGGUGAGCGGAGUUUUUCCACCUGGCUCCACAAAGGAGGAGAUAAACGGAGGUGAAAUAGCGGAGGAGGAGGAGGAGGAGACGCGCAGGUCUUUGGAUUCAACCCUUUCUACCGUCAAUUGCCAAACACUGCAGUACAUCUUCAUGUCGGUUCUUCAUAAAGCACAGCUCACCAGAUAGAGUUGUCCCGCUCCCAGUGGAGGAUAAUGGAACGGCUGUGGUUGUCUUUGCUGUUGCUGGCGGCAGCGUGCAGGGGACAGCCGUGUCCGAAACGCUGUAUGUGCCAGAGCCUCUCUCCGUCGCUCGCCAUCCUCUGCUCCAAGACGGGCCUGCUGUUUGUUCCCGCCGCCAUUGAUCGACGCACCGUGGAGCUGCGGCUUCAGGAGAACUUCAUUACAGCUGUCCGACGGCGAGACUUUGCCAACAUGACCAGUCUGCUACACCUCACCCUGUCCAGAAACACCAUCAGCCAGAUCCUCCCCUCAGCGUUCAGCGAUCUGCGGCGACUGCGGGCUUUACACCUCGACUCCAAUAGAUUAACUGUGAUCAAGGAUGACCAUUUCAAAGGUCUGACCAACCUUCGCCACCUGAUCCUGGCUAAUAACCAGCUCCACUCCAUAUCCCCCCAUGCAUUUGAUGAUUUCCUGUCCACGCUGGAGGAUCUGGACCUCAGUUACAACAACCUUGACAAGGUUCCCUGGGAUACAAUUGGACGUCUCACAAACGUCAAUACCCUGAAUAUGGAUCACAACCUGAUAGAAAACGUUCCUCAAGGGGUUUUCACCAACCUGCAUAAACUGGCCAGGUUAGACAUGACAUCCAACAAGCUGAAGAAGAUUCCCCCAGACCCGCUGUUCCUGAGAAUCCCAGUUUAUGCCAAGUCCAAAGGCUCCCCGCUGUCCUCUCUUGUGUUGAGUUUUGGUGGGAACCCCCUUCACUGCAACUGUGAACUUCUGUGGUUGAGAAGACUCACCAGAGAGGACGACCUUGAAACGUGCGCCUCCCCGCCUGACCUCAGUGCCAAGUACUUCUGGACGAUACCUGAAGAGGAGUUUAUCUGUGACCCACCGGUUCUGACGCGGAAAUCACCUCACACCGCGGCUAUGGAAGGCCAACCCGCAAGUCUGAAAUGCAAAGCGAAUGGCGAUCCAGAGCCCGAAGUCCACUGGAUUAGCCCUGAAGGACGACUUAUAUCCAACACCUCCAGAACUUUAGUUUUUCCCAAUGGAAGCCUCGAGAUCAACGGAACAUCCUUGAAGGAUUCUGGAAACUUUACUUGCAUUGCCUCGAACGCGGCAGGUGAAUCGACAGGAAGAGUGGAGCUGGUCGUCACAGCUAUGCCCCAUCUGGCAAACAGCACAAGCCGCACCAGGGAUCCCUCUGAACCCGCACCCUCUGACAUCCUUACCUCCAACAAGGUUGCGCUGCCUAAUAAUGAGACAAGAGGGGCAGACAAGCGAGUUUCAUUGGUGGAGCUGACAGGAAACUCUGCCCUCAUUAGAUGGAGCAGUCAGACUCCUCCAUCUGGAGUCAGGAUGUUCCAGGUCCAAUACAACAGCUCCGGGGACGACACUCUGGUUUACAGGAUGAUUCCGUCCAGCAGCAACGACUUCCUCGUCCGAGAUCUGGCCCCCGGACGCAACUACGAUCUGUGUGUGUUGGCUGUGCUCGACGACUUGGUCACUUCGCUGACCGCCACGCGUCCGCUGGGCUGUCUGUCGUUCACAACAGAAACGGCGUUCAGCCAUUGUGAAGAGCUGCGCAGCCACUUCCUGGGAGGCACCAUGAUCAUCAUCAUCGGAGGGAUUAUUGUCGCCUCUGUGCUGGUGUUCAUCAUCAUCUUAAUGAUACGGUACAAGGUUUACAGCCACCAUGGAGCGGGCCAUGGGAAAGCCGCCAUCGCGGCGGCCGCGCCAAGACCGCAGAGCAACGGACAAGGAGGAAGCAAUCAAGUCCAAGUCCUCCCUCGGUCUGCCUCAAAGAUGACUGACAGUCAGGACGACCAGGCCCUCGGUCCGUCCAGGGCCAUGUCGCCUAGCAACACUCUGAGAGACACUGUGGCAUUGGUCGAGGAGGAGAGCAGUGGACGGAGCACAAUGACAAGGACUGACUCCUCGGCCAAUGAGGAGUUGCUCUCGCCCACCAAGGCCCGCUUCUCCUCCAGAGUUGCCAUUGAGAUGAAAAUCAGACCACCAUCUGUCGCCAAAGAGCCUACCUCUCCCAAGGAAUUGGCAGAGCCCUGAUGAUGUUCUUCUGAAUGGUCAAUAUGGAGACUGAACGCAACUAUCAGGGAGAAGCUGGUGAAGACUCUGAAGAACAAAAAAAAAAAAAAAAAAAAAAAAAGCCCUAAAGCUCAUCUUCCUGUAUCUCCCGUUUCCUGUACCUAUACCAUUUCUUUCCAUGGAUCUCAUGGAGUUUUAAAUCUGUACUGUCUGGUUUACAUUCAAGUGCUUAUCCUGGUUCUCAUGUCUGGAUUGGACCACCGUGUCAAGGCCCAGUGUUUGUUGUGCCAUUCUGCUGCAGGAUCAAGCUGUCAGCGUGAUCAUCUUAAUCAUUUUUACUGCAAAG